UCCCCUCCCCUCCCCCCUCCCCCUCCCCCUCCUCGGCCCCGUGCCGCCUCGCCACGCCAGAAACCCUAGGAGGGGCAAAUCGCCGCGGCGCGGGGGCGGGCGUCGUCGUCGGGCGCACCGGAAGGUCGCCGCAGUCGAACCCCGAGAGGAAGUGCACCUCCAAGAUCUAGCCCUUCAACCACAGAGUGGAGGUCGACCCAAGUUCUUCCAUCGACGGGGCGCGGGGGUCGGGUGUCGUGGGGCGCCGGAGUCGAACCCGAUCGAGCCUUCAAGCACCGGGUGGAGGUUGACGACAAGUUCUUCGAUCGCUCGUGCGCGGGGGUCGGGUGUCGCGGGGCGCCGGUCUCGAGACCGAUUGAGCCCUUCAAGCACCUGGUGGAGGUCGACCACAAGUGCUUCGACAAGUCCCGGAAGAAGCUUGACGACCGCGAGAUUCUACAUCUGCAACGCCAGCGACCUCUGCUUCGAAUCUAUACAGUUUGACAACUCUGAUCCACCAUUACCUUGCUUAAUUUUUUGCCCCUGCUAAUCCCUGUUACUUCUGGUGCACCUGCAAUCGGCGAGGUAGGAUCGACGAUAGAUGUGUUGGUUCGUACCUAUCGGGGUUCGUCGCUAGAUUCAGAUUUCACAUGUAUCUAUACUUCUUGAGGAUUUGUUUCUGUUCUUGUGAUCGUAGAUUGGAUGUGGGGCUGUCUUCAGGUUAUCCUAUUUUGCGAGUUUGUGGUUUGUGAGUAGGAAAUUGGCAUGUGCCGACACCUGAGAGAGCGUGGAGGUAGCACUACUUUUGGUAGAAAUAAGUUGUAUGGGCUUUCUCGUGCUUACAGGCUUUGAAUUGCGCUGCGUUUGUUGUUUGGGAACUGGUAUGUGCUGGAACAUGAGAGGUUGUGGACAUAUCACUUAGUUAGUUUUUUGGUACAAAAGAGCUUCAUUGGUUUUGCCACGCAUGGGUGGUUGUGACUUGUGCAAGUUUGUAUUUGUUGUUUGGUAAUUGGGCUGUGUUUGCUCUGAUAGUAGUUUUGGAGUUGUGGACGUAGAUACUUCUUUUUGGUACAGAUUGGUCGCAUGCAUUUUGCCACGCUUGUGUGAUUCUGACUUGCACAAGUUGGCAACUGUUGUUCGAAGAUUAGGAUGUGUUUACUCUUACUGUAGUUUGGAGUCGGUGAAGUAGUGCUAAAGUUAGUUACACAUUACUUGCAUGGAAUUUUCCUGCUCUGCUGUGGCUGUGACUCGCGCAAGUUUGUAUUUGUGGUUUGGAAAUUGUGGUGUUGCUCUGAUCGUAGUUUUGGAGUCGUGGACUAAGUGCUUCAUUUUUGGUAGAAGUUAGUUGCAUGGGUUUUACCACACAGAUGUGGCUGUGAGUUACUCAAGUUUCUAUUCGUAGUCAGAAAUUGGCAUGUCUUGCCCUGGUGUAGUUUUGGAAAACUGGGUGUAGCGCAUAGUUUUGGUGAAAAUUAGUUGUGCAUGUGUUUGCCCUGCCAGUGUGAUUCACUUGUGUCAUGUUUUAUAUGCUGGUGUUGUUGCAUGGGUGUAGGGGUGCCAUCCAUUGCUUCAAAGUUCAUUAGCAGCAUUUAUUAACAACUUAGUCACUCUAAUAUUCGAGCUCAAAUGACUCCUGGGUAAGCAUAUUCAUCCACGCUUUGUCCAAUCCAUGGUAUAGCUUGCAUUAACAAACACAAUAUUGCCAAACUGGCUUAUGGUUUACUUACUUCAUUAGCAAGUACUAAUGGUGGUAUAUGAUGGGAAAAGAUAUGUUGGAUGUACUUGAACUAGAAUUAAGGUAGGUGUAAAAUGACCACACUAGCCUGCAUAAUGUUACAGUUAGCUAAUUUAUUAUUGUUUCACUGUGUAAUGAACUUUCUUGGCAAACCAUUCAUUAAUUUACCCGUCCUGGGAUUUAAGCGAUUGGGUAGAAAUGAACUCAACUCUGUAGAAUGAGUAACGAAAUCCACACUGGUUCUUUGGGGAUGGUAACUCACUAAAUUAGGUAGGCGUAUACCCAAAAAAAAUUAGGUAGGCAUAUUAUAGGAAAUGCAUCAUUUUUUCUCCUAAAAAUUAAGUUAUCUUUUAGCGAAUUAAUGUAAGACUAUAUAUAAAAUUUAACACUCUCUCUUUGUAAGAUGUGGUGCCAUUCUACUUGGUUAGUAACCAUUUAGAUUCCUUGUUGCGUCCAGGAGCAGUGUAGAGUCAGGAGUGGAGUGAUUCUGAGCGGCCACUGAAUCUGGGCCAAUAGUGAGGUCCUCCCCCCCAUUUCAGCCUCGCAAAUGAAGAUUAUGCAGUUUGCUUUCCGGAGGAUACGUUCCCUACUUUCAUCUGAUGCAAAGUGUCUUAAGCCGUGUUUGUCUCGUCACUCUUCUACCUUUGAAAAUUUUGAUACUUAUCCAGUGAGUAAUGCAAUUUGGCAUUCUAGGGAGGUCGACAUGAAGGAUCUUGGAGAUCCUGUCAAUUUCUUUGGCAGGAACCGAAUGUUUGAUUCAAUAUUAUACAACAAGCUUGUAGGCAGACCUAAAAGCAAGGACGGAAGGAAGAUCAAUCCUUAUCUUGCCAAGAUUAUCAAGAUGAACCCAAAAAUGGUUUCUGAAAUAUUUGCUUAUGCACUGAGAUCAUUGGCGGUUAUUACUGUGGAAAACCAUCGGAGGGGGGUUCCUUUAGGUGCUGCUGUGGAGCUAUCUAACCUGAGGAUCUCUUAUUCUUGUGGUAAGUUUGUCUUGCUCAAUAUCCUGCCAAAGUCACCUGGCUAUAAGGGGUUGACUCUGCAACAGAGAUGUAAUGAUUGGAUAGCAAUAAGAGAUCUUGUGAAGAAGUUGGUAGAGAAGGUUUGCGGGAGUGGUGUUCAAUAUCCUGUGGAUUUUGCCCACUGGCUUGAGAAGUUGGGUGAACCUCAGCCACCAAUAUUCCUGAUACUAUAUCAUACCGUGUUCCUAAGAUCGAAUGCCCGUUUCUAUUACCAUGUUUCAAUGGAUCAGUUCUGCAGGAAGGAGCCAAGGGGCAAGUUCAACAUGAUUAUGAAUGAUUCUGAUUUGCAUGAGAUGCUGAGAGAGAUAGGUGACCUUAGAGAUCUGUUAAACCUUGCCGAACUGAAUGAGUUUCUAAAGUGCUGUAUAGCAGGUGACGAUGGAACUCAAGCAGCUGCAGCUAAAUAUCCAAAGGGCGGGCAACCAAGCAAUGGUACAGGCCAGCAGGGUCAAGCACCACCAGCCACAGGCCAGCAGGGUCAACCACCAGCAGCCACAGGCCAGCAGGGUCAACCACCAGCAGCCACAGGCCAGCAGGGUCAAGCACCAGCAGCCACAGGCCAGCAGGGUCAACCACCAGCAGCCACAGGCCAGCAGGGUCAACCACCAGCAGCCACAGGCCAGCAGGGUCAAGCACCACCAGCCACAGGCCAGCAGGGUCAAGCACCACAACCAGCUGCUCGAGGUGGCCAGAGUCAAACAUUCACUUCAAGUAAUGCUCCACCACAAGGUCAGCCAUCUCAAGCCCAAGGGAACUCAAUCCCACAAGGACAGGCAUUUCAAACUCAGGACCCUCAUGCACUGCUUCAGUAGGCCAGACUCAAAGGUGGGUACACCUUGGUUGCUGUCCACCGCAACAGCCCUGUGCAUGGCUGCCAGAAAACCUGUGUAGGCUUCUCUUUCAUUCAAAGAUCGAUGUUGAAUCGCCGAGCAAUUAUUCAGAUCGUCUAUUUCACGUUCCUUCCCUUCGACCAUACAGUUCUUGAGCUCUUCUGCAAGAAAGGGAUUCAGCAUCAAUUGGACAUGGAGUGCUUGUUUGGUGAGACCAGGGACACAUGGAAAUUUGCAAUAGACCAGCAUAAGUAUGAUGUUCAACAAGAAUGGGACUUAGAAGAACCAAUCAACUAGUCCUAGGAAAUGCUAUGCAAGCCCCUGAUGACAAGAGUGUAGCAUCAGUUGCUGCAAGAUGAUCCUUAACAGCAAGCAUGUCCUGGUGAGAAGGAGCAGCAGCUAUGGAUGAACAAUCCUGGUGAAACGUUUUCUUUUUUCUCUUGAUCUGGUCCCUUCCCCGGAGGAACUAAUCUGGUGAUGUUCUCUAUCCAGUGAUGUAAUGGUGCUAGAACUAUCAUUUGCACUUUGUUGAGCAUGGUGAAACAUUUUCCUUUUCCUCUUGAUCUGGUCCCUUCCCCGGAGGAACUAAUUUGGUGAUGUUCUCUAUCCAGUGAUGUAAUGGUGCUAGAACUAUCAUUUGCACUUUGUUGAGCAUGGUGAAACAUUUUCCUUUUCCUCUUGA
Messenger RNA from Triticum aestivum (bread wheat), 4245 nucleotides. RefSeq lists its product as uncharacterized. The record is from RefSeq and is a predicted model, not a curated record. The coding region runs from base 2262 to 3545 and encodes 427 amino acids. Lineage: Eukaryota; Viridiplantae; Streptophyta; Magnoliopsida; Poales; Poaceae. The transcript is spliced from 2 exons.